This is a messenger RNA of Poecile atricapillus (Black-capped chickadee), 3102 nucleotides long. Its product is annotated as glycogen [starch] synthase, liver-like. The record is from RefSeq and is a predicted model, not a curated record. Bases 283 to 2397 code for a protein of 704 amino acids. Gene Ontology annotation, cellular component: cytoplasm. Lineage: Eukaryota; Metazoa; Chordata; Aves; Passeriformes; Paridae. Gene Ontology annotation, molecular function: alpha-1,4-glucan glucosyltransferase (UDP-glucose donor) activity. The transcript is spliced from 17 exons. Gene Ontology annotation, biological process: glycogen biosynthetic process.
UCCCUGCUGGAGCUGGCUCAGGGCGGUGCUGACUUUACAACUGUCCAAUGUCAACUGUUUCUGAAGUGCUGCUGGAUACUGAAUGCUGUGGCUCGGGAGCUCCAAACCAUUUUUUACCUCCCUCUGAGAGAAGAAGAAGAAAGAGCUCUGGCCCCAAAACAGUCAAGACCUUUCUCAGCACACAGGCAGACUGCUCUAACCAGAACUGCAGAGCACUGCCACAGGACCUGGACCUUUGCUGACUGCUGUGGCCUGUGUGGUGAGCACUCAAGGGCUGACGAAAUGCCACUGGCGAGAUCCUUGUCCAUGACAUCUCUGAAUGGGCUUCCUCAGUGUGAGGAUGAAGACCUGCCCGUGGAGGAUUUGUUGCUCUUUGAAAUUUCCUGGGAAGUUACCAACAAAGUGGGAGGCAUUUACACUGUGAUCCAGACAAAAGCCAAAACUACGGCAGAUGAGUGGGGUGAAAACUAUUUCCUGAUUGGCCCCUAUUUUGAGCAGAAUGUGAAGACUCAGGUGGAAUUCUCUGAACCUCCAAACCCUGCAGUUAAGAAGGCAAUGGACACCAUGAAAAGCCAAGGGUGUCAGGUCUUUUUUGGAAGAUGGCUGAUAGAGGGCAGCCCAUAUGUCUUACUGUUUGAUAUAGGAUCAGCAGCUUGGAACCUGGACAAGUGGAAAGGUGAAUUUUGGGAAGUCAGCAACAUAGGAAUCCCUUUUCAGGACCGAGAAGCCAACGAUGCUGUGAUUUUUGGAUCAUUAACAGCCUGGUUUUUGAAAGAGCUUUCCUGUCAGUUUGAUGACAAGCCCAAUAUAAUUGCCCAUUUCCAUGAGUGGCAGGCAGGAGUGGGUUUAAUCCUGUCUCGAUCACAGAAACUCCCUGUUGCCACAAUUUUUACUACCCAUGCAACUCUGCUGGGGAGAUACUUGUGUGCAGCCAGUAUUGACUUUUACAACAACCUGGACCAGUUCGACAUUGACAAGGAGGCUGGAGAGAGGCAGAUUUACCAUCGGUACUGUAUGGAGCGGGCAUCUGUACACUGUGCCCAUGUAUUCACCACAGUCUCUCAGAUCACAGCUACAGAAGCAGAACAUAUGCUUAAAAAAAGCCCUGAUGUUGUCACCCCAAAUGGCUUGAACAUUAAGAAAUUUUCAGCAAUGCAUGAGUUUCAGAAUUUGCAUUCCAUGUACAAGGCUAGGAUCCAAGAGUUCAUUCGAGGUCAUUUCUAUGGCCACCUUGACUUCGAUCUUGACAAGACUUUGUUUUUCUUCAUUGCUGGGAGAUAUGAGUUUUCCAACAAAGGAGCUGAUAUGUUUCUAGAAGCCUUAUCAAGAUUAAACUUUUUGCUGAGGGUUCACAAGACUGAUGUUACAGUUAUUGUGUUCUUCAUCAUGCCAGCAAAGACCAACAAUUUCAAUGUGGAAACCCUGAAAGGACAAGCAGUCCGUAAGCAGCUCUGGGACACUGCACAAUCUGUGAAAGAAAAGUUUGGAAGAAAGCUCUACAACGCCUUGCUGAAAGGAGAAAUCCCAGACUUGAACAAGAUUCUUGACCGAGAUGACAUAAGCAUUAUGAAAAGAGCCAUCUUUUCAACUCAGAGACACUCUCUGCCUCCAGUGACCACCCACAACAUGAUUGAUGACAGCAAUGACCCAAUCCUCAACACCAUCCGGCGCAUUGGGCUGUUCAACAACCGCACAGACCGCGUGAAAGUGAUCCUACAUCCAGAGUUUCUUUCUUCAACAAGCCCCUUGCUGCCCUUGGACUAUGAGGAGUUUGUUAGAGGCUGCCACCUUGGUGUAUUCCCAUCUUACUAUGAACCCUGGGGCUACACUCCAGCUGAGUGUACUGUGAUGGGCAUUCCCAGUGUAACCACAAACCUCUCUGGAUUCGGCUGUUUCAUGCAGGAACAUGUUGCUGACCCAGAAGCUUACGGGAUCUACAUCGUGGACAGGAGGUUCCGCUCGCCGGACGAGUCGUGCAACCAGCUGACCCAGUUCUUGUACGGGUUCUGCCAGCAGAACCGGCGCCAGAGGAUCAUCCAGAGGAACCGCACCGAGCGCCUCUCGGACCUCCUGGACUGGAAAUACCUGGGCAGGUAUUACAUGCAUGCCAGACACUUGGCCCUCAGCAGAACAUUCCCAGAUAAAUUUGAGAUGGAACCAAGUGCUCCACCAAAGACGGAAGGUUUCAGGUUCCCCAGGCCUUCAUCAGUGCCGCCAUCACCCUCUGCCUCCCAGCAUUCUAGCCCCCACCACAGCGAAGCCGAGGACGAAGAUGAGGAUGAGAGAUACGACGAGGAUGAGGAAGCUGAAAGGGACAGGCAGAACAUCAAGUCCCCCUUUUCCCUUGGAGCCUUGCCACAAGGAAAAAAGAAGCAGCAUGGAGAAUACAGGAACUGAACUCAUUGCUCUCAUCCUGGCAUUGCUCCCCAUCCACUCAACAGUUUCUCCUGUAGGCUUGGCAAGCUUUGUGUUAAGAACAGUGUGAUUUAAUUAGGGGAACCAUAAAUGUUACUUGAGCUACACUCUUGGAAAGCCUAAUAUUAUUUCACCUUGAAAGUAGUUUAAAUGACAAUUUUUCUGUGCCCCUUUAAGGUAGAAGAGAUUUUUCAGUCUUAAUAAAACUAGAGAAUGAGACAAUCCCCUCAGGAGCUUACACAAACUGGAGAUCAUACCUUUGUCUAUGGAAUCAUCUGUAUUAAUCAUAGUCUACAUAAAUAGCUACAUCUUGGGUAUCCCAAAGGAAUUCCUGCUUCAUUUAUGUUCCCCUUCUCCCCUCCUAAAUGAACAUGAACUUUAAACCAGAGCUCAAAAAAUUAGAGGAAAAAAAAAGUGUUACACUGGAGAAAUACUGGAAGAGUUAAAAAAGAUACACUGAAAAUAAAAUGGUCUUUCUUUUUCCUGAUGCUGUUUAUUGUAAGCUUACAUAAUUUAAAACACUUUUUUACAGCACACAGAAGUUUCUUGAUCCAGUGGUAAAACAUGCAUCCUGUGGAAUAAUAUAAAAAGUCUUAUGUAGAGGGCAUUUGAAUUAUAGAGAUAAAUAAAGUCAUCUUUAUGAGGUCAUUUAGACUCACAAUAAACAGCAGACCGUUUAUUUUCUGA